Molecule: messenger RNA, 3144 nt
Organism: Phyllostomus hastatus (greater spear-nosed bat)
Lineage: Eukaryota; Metazoa; Chordata; Mammalia; Chiroptera; Phyllostomidae
Gene: RBM44
Product: RNA binding motif protein 44
Exons: 14
Coding region: 1-3144 (1047 amino acids)
Molecular function (GO): RNA binding
Source: RefSeq, a predicted model, not a curated record
AUGCAGGCCACCACUGCAGUGGAGGCGGCUUCUGGUAGCGGCGCCCGCAGCGAUGGAGGAAGCGUCCGCAGAGAUGGGCCUUCUAAUCCUAAGAAAGGAAAUUUGUCAUCUUCCAGUGGUUAUAAUGAAGCCAAAUUGACUUUUCGUGAUGACGACUGGGAUUCCUUGGCACAAGAUCAAAUUGCUGAUGACAAAGACUUGAGCAGUACUGACCAAGCACAGUCACUGCAGCCGUCUCCUCCUGCAGCUGCAGGCGCCAGCCUAGAGCAUGCCAGCCCUCGGUCACGGGAGUUUGCAGACAGUGCCGACUGUGUGUUCUUGAAUGAAACAUACUCUGUCCCUUAUGCAGAGUCAAAACUAAGGAAUGAAAAUGUUAUUCUGUUAAAUUCAGAAUUAGCUUCUGAAAUGCAGGAAAGAGAGGAGUUGUUUUUUGAUGUUUUGGAACAUAGUAAGAUUCUUGGCUUAGAAGGAAGCUACAAGAUUUCAGAUGACGAUUAUAAAGAAACCGCCGAAGAGGUGCAGAAGCAUGGCAGAGAUGAAGACUCGCAGCAGGAGUAUCCCAGUGAGGAAGAGCAAGAAUAUCUGAGCAGCCACUUCUCUUUUGACAGAGCAAAAACAUCAAGUGUAUCCGAUCUGGAAGUGGUUGGGCUAAGAGAUCCAGGUUGUGAAGGUAAACACGCUGGCAGUCCGGAAGCUAAUCAUGCUAGGUUAGAAAGUAGCUCUGGCAUCUCUUUAGGUUCAGUUGAUGUUUAUGGACAAGAAGAUUCACCUUAUGUCUCCAAAUUUCAGAAUUCUGUUACACUAGGUGAGUACCAUAAACCAAAGCAUGAAAAGUGUCAGGAACGAGAGACUAGUUUAAUGUACCACACAGUAUUUGAUGAAAUUAUACUAAGCAGUAGCCCUCCCGAAAACCAAGAAUCUCAAUCUAACAGCAGUUUCUUAAACCCUCAACAAGCAUUAAAAACUAAAAUUUACACUGGCAAAAUUAAAUCUCAAGUAACUGAAACUAAAGACUUUUGUGGAAAUAUGACUGUUGAGAACAAAAUGUUACAACAUCUUGAAAAUCCUAGCAUAUUACCCCGGGACAAAGCUUCGGAGGCAGUGCCACAACCCUCUCAAGGUAGUCAGUCUUCCUGUUCUCUGUGUGACGACUCGGCACUUUCUACCUGUGAACGUUCGUCCUACGUGAGCCUGCCAGACACUCCGCACUCAGCCCCGGGUUCUCCUCCCCCGCCGCCCAGGACUGGGGGCACAGGUGCUCGGGGCGCAGAAGACGACGGCUCCCUAGAAGGUGCUGCCGGCCAGGCGUCCUUCCUCGGUGUGGAAGGAGCGCGCCCCGACCCCGUGACGGGGUCGCUGCGGCGCACUCUCACCGUCAACCAGACAGUGGACGUGAGCUGCGACUUCAGGGCCUGCUUCACGACCAGCCGCGCGACGACGGCCAGGCCUCCCGUGGUGUCCACGUCCAGCAACACGGACAUAACGAUGAUGAACAAGAGGCGCCCCGGCGAGUGUCAGAAGGGGAGGCACCGAAGCGUGGCCUGCAACACAGACUGGUCCUACUGUCCGGGCAGCGAGGACACACAGGUGGCCGUGACAAAAGGGCCCCUGGGAAAAGCCUUCUCGGUUGACAGUGUAAAGCCCAGUGGAAAUUUUCUAAAUAAGGAUUCCCUGGAAUUAAGAAAAACACUUGCUAUUACAGAAUUAAAGAAACAUCCUGAGAGGGAACCUCAACUUUCUAAAGACAGGGAGAAGAAUUUGCCGUCAAAGUGCUGUCAGAAAAUAAUGCAGAGAGCCGUCAAAGCAGAGUUGCAGCUUUUAAACGUCCACUACCAGCUGUGUCAUGGCCACUGCAGUGAAAUCUACAGGCUCGUGACGGAGGACAGGGAAGGGCUCAGCAGGGAUUUACCGGCCAGCUCCGUGAACAAGGAGCUGGGGUCGGCGCUGCUGUCUGUGCUGGGGGACCUGAGGGUGAAGUACGUGAGCCUGAAAGAGAAGAUAAACAAGGGCGUGCCCCUGGAGGAGCUGCCCCCGCUGUCCGUGGAGUCGAAGCUGUUGUCUGCCUUCUCCACCUUCGCUGCCAGGCUCAUGAAAAAAGAAUCACAUGUCUUUUCAGGAGCAGAUUCCGAACUAGAUAAUCAGAUAGUAUGUGAUGUUGACGUUUCCUCAAGCCUAAAAAGGACGCUCUCUCAAGUGCCUCUGUUGUCUGAUAACAGUCACCCUAAUGAAGGCACCUCGCCCAAGGAAGACGGUUUGAAAAAUGGCGAUAUAGAUGGAUACUUCAGUCAACUGAAACUUGAUGACAAAGAUUGCAGAAACCACCCAGACGUGAGCGAGGACUGGUUCGAUGCUAAGGAGAGCCUGGCGGGAGCCGACUGCCCGGGAGACAGCUGGCCGGGGCAGGACGGACGGGGCCUGGGGUGCGCGCCCGCAGAAAUCAAGAAUGUUGACCCCUUACAAAGAGAGAAGAGUUACUUGGUACAUGUGGGUGGUCUCUGCCCUUCAGUGUCUGAGGCUGAUUUAAGGUAUCAUUUCCAGAAAUACCAACUUUCUGAGAUUUCCAUUUACGAUUCUUCUAAUUACAGAUACGCGUCUCUUGCUUUUAAAAGAAACAAUGACGCCAAGUCUGCUGUGAAUGAAAUGAAUGGGAUGGAAAUAAAUGGCAAACCAGUAAACGUGCGACUGGUUAAAAGUCCUGGAGAAUAUGUAUCACCACUUUCCUCCAAAAAUGGAAGGAGAAUUAGUUUGAAUAAUUUGGAGAAAAGCAUCAACAAAGAAAUCAACUCAGCUUCCUGUAUUUCUAGAUUGCCCAGAACCAGGCCACGGCAGCUGGGGUCUGAGGAAGACAGUGAAUCUUUCCAUUUCGACCAGGGUGUCAAGAAGAAGAAUUGUAAACAGACUGAAUCUACUAAACCGUUACCUGACACACCUUUGCGAUUCACGCCUCCAAACACGCUGAACCUGCGCAGCUUCACCAAGAUCAUGAGGAGACUCGCUGAGCUGCACCCCGACGUCUGCAGAGACCGCAUCGUAGAUGCCCUUCAGGCAGUGAGGAUGAGUCACAAAGGGUUUCUGAAUGGCUUGUCUAUUAACACCAUUGUGGAGAUGACUUCAUCUGUGUUGAAAAACUCUACUUCCAGUUAG